Molecule: messenger RNA, 1179 nt
Organism: Triticum turgidum subsp. durum (durum wheat)
Lineage: Eukaryota; Viridiplantae; Streptophyta; Magnoliopsida; Poales; Poaceae
Source: the annotation of a GenBank genome assembly
AUGGCUCGGAGCAACCCGGGGCUUCUCCUGGGGCUCCUGCUGCUGCGGCUCACCUGGUGCGUGGCCGUGGAUGGCGGAGGCGUGGAGGAAGGGGGCUUCGUGUUUCCGGUGGUGGUGAGCACCUGGCCGUUCCGGGAGGCGGUCAGGGCGGCGUGGGACGUGGUGAAAACCGGUGGCGCAGGGGGCUCGGCUGUGGAUGCUGUCGUCGCUGGCUGCUCCGCCUGCGAGGAGCUCCGCUGCGAUGGCACAGUUGGUCCAGGUGGAAGUCCAGAUGAGAACGGUGAAACUACCUUAGAUGCUCUUAUCAUGAAUGGGGUAAAAGCUGCUUUAACCACUCAAGCUACAGUAUAUGCUGAUGUUUAUAAGACAAUGGAAAUUGGAGCUGUGGCUGCCAUGAGAUAUGUGAAGGAUGCAAUUAUGGCAGCAAAGUUGGUCAUGGAGCAUACCGGGCAUACUCUUCUUGUUGGAGAGAAGGCGACAUCCUUUGCAAUUUCAAUGGGUCUUGCAGGACCAACUGACCUGAGUUCACCAGAGUCAAUUGAGAAAUGGUCAAAUUGGAGACAGAAUAAUUGCCAACCUAACUUUUGGAAAAAUGUUGCUCCUGCUGGCAACUGUGGUCCAUACCAUCCUAUAAAUAUACCUAAGGACCCUGUUAAAAGUGCUGUAUGGGAGGAUCAAGGAAUCACCUGUCAGGAAUGGCUCCAAAAUGAUAAUUUACUAGAACCGACAAGCUCCCAUUUCAACUCUGUUAAUCGCCACAACCAUGACACAAUCUCUAUGGCCGUCAUUGACAAGAUGGGUCAUGUAGCAGUUGGCACAUCAACUAAUGGUGCUACGUUCAAAAUUCCAGGAAGGGUAGGUGAUGGACCAAUACCAGGAUCUUCUGCAUAUGGUGAUGACGAAGUUGGGGCUUGUGGAGCUACUGGUGAUGGUGAUAUUAUGAUGCGCUUCCUUCCGUGUUACCAAGUAGUGGAGAGCAUGCGACUUGGAAUGGAGCCUCGAGAUGCUGCCGUGGAUGCUAUAUCAAGAAUUGCUCGUAAGUACCCAGAUUUUGUUGGUGCUGUAUUUGCGAUUAACAAGAAAGGAGUGCAUGCCGGGGCAUGCCAUGGAUGGACCUUUCAGUAUUCUGUCAGGAAUUCCAGCAUGCAGGAUGUGGAGGUCAUCACAGUAACACCUUAA